Messenger RNA from Penicillium angulare, 1251 nucleotides. Its product is annotated as putative aspartate transaminase. Gene Ontology annotation, molecular function: L-aspartate:2-oxoglutarate transaminase activity; pyridoxal phosphate binding. Lineage: Eukaryota; Fungi; Ascomycota; Eurotiomycetes; Eurotiales; Aspergillaceae. The record is from RefSeq and is a predicted model, not a curated record. Bases 1 to 1251 code for a protein of 416 amino acids. Gene Ontology annotation, biological process: L-aspartate biosynthetic process. The transcript is spliced from 3 exons. Gene Ontology annotation, cellular component: cytosol.
AUGGCUCCAGUUCCUACUCGCCUCAACGUGGCUCCCGUCCCUCCGGAUGAGAUCUUCGCCUUGAACGGCGCCUACUUCGCCGAUCCCAACCCCCAGAAAGUGAGCUUGGGAGUAGGUGUCUACCGUACAGAUGACGGAAAGCCAUGGCCUCUCCCAGUAGUCGAGAAGACCGAGAAAGUGCUCGCAGCCGAGAAUGAUCUCAUGCGACACGAAUACACCGCAAUCGAGGGCGAUGUCCCCUUCCUGGGACUAGCACGGGAUCUGAUGUUCGGAUUUGAGAGCGGCGACGGCGACAAGGAGGCCAAGGCACGCAUUGCAUCAGUUCAAACUGUCGCCGGUACCGGCGCAAACCACCUCGGUGCUCUGUUUCUAGCACACCACAUGAAGCCACGGACCGUCUGGCUGUCGAAUCCCUCUUGGGCGAACCAUAUGACUAUUUGGGAGUUGGCUGGUGUUCCUCGCAAGACAUACCCUUACUACCAUGCUGCGACUCGGUCAUUCGACUUCGACGGUAUGAUGACUACACUCGAGACAGAAGCGGAGGAAGGCGAUGUUGUCCUCCUGCAUGCCUGUGCGCACAACCCUACCGGUCUAGACCCGAAUAAGGAGCAGUGGAUUGCUAUCGCAGAAGUGUGUGAGCGCAAGAAGCUGUUCCCCUUCUUUGACUCUGCGUACCAGGGUUUUGCCUCUGGAUCCGUGGAGGAGGAUGCCUGGGCUGUGCGGUACUUCUUCAACAAUAAGCCUGAUAUGGAGAUGUGUGUGGCUCAGUCUUUCUCAAAGAACUUCGGUCUGUAUGGUCAGCGUGUUGGUGCUUUCCACUACGUUACUAACCGAAGUGCUACUUCUAUUCGUGACAUCGUGGUGAACAACCUGUGCCAUCUUAUUCGUGGCGAGUUCUCCAUGGGACCGCGCAUUGGUACCACUAUUGUUAAGAAGAUCUUGACCAAUGACGAAUUGAUUGCCGACUGGCACCAGGAUUUGCAGGUCAUGAGCUCCCGUAUUAAGACCAUGCGCCAGGCACUAUACGAUGAGCUGGUGCGCUUGAAGACUCCUGGUACCUGGGAGCACAUUAUUGAGCAGAAUGGAAUGUUUUCCUACACCGGAUUGACUCCUAAGCAAGUCUAUGCCCUUAAGGAUCAGUACCACAUCUACCUGCUCAAGUCCGGCCGAGCAUCUAUUAGUGGCUUGAGCGAGAAGAACGUCAAAUACGUGGCGCAAGCCAUCGACUAUGUUAUUCGCAACGUACUGUAA